AUGGAUAACUCCUUCAUGAAUAAUACACAAUCACAUUUUCGGGCAAAAGAAAAUUAUUUUCGAGCGACGAAACCAUACAAAUCAUCUAGUUAUCGUCCAACACCAGCUACACUGGGUUUAUCGACGUCAAGUCGUCGUACGAGUAGUACUAGUCGAAGUCCUGUCAGUACAAUAUCCAAAUCUCAUCAUCAUUUAUCAUCAACAAUUUCCAAACAUUAUACGGAUGAUGAUUAUUAUCAUCAACAAACACGACCAACACCAAUAAAUAAUACAAAUAAUAAUAAUACAUUUGUUACAAAAAUGAAUGAUACACAAUUAAAUGAUGUUUCAAAUCAAUCACAAAUAUUUUUUGUUAAUAUGCCACAACAAGAACAAAAAAGUCACCAACAACAAGUUCUUUCAGUUUUAACCUCAGAUCAACAACAACAACAACAACAAGUUCUACCUGUAACUGUUGUACAACAAGUUAAAUUACCUGUUGAUGCACCUAAACAAAAAAAAAUUCUACCUAAACCAUCAUCAACAAAUCAACAAGGAAAUACAUCCAAUGAACAAUCUUCAAUAAAUAAUAAUAAACCAUUUGCAUGGUCACGUCCACCAGGUCGUAUAACAUCAAAUAAUGAACAAAUAAUAAAUAAAAAUAUCAAUUCAACAUCAAUUAAUACAGAUUUAGAUACAAUGGAAGCAGCACAUGUUUUAGCAACAGCAGCUGAUGUAACAAUGGCUGCCGAUGCUCGUCGUAAAGCACAACAACAUGAUGAUGAUAUGACAAUGAUGGUUGAUGAAACACCAUCAAAUAUAGCUGGUGAAGAAACAAUACAAUGUGACGAUAAUACAGCAAAAGCAAUUGCACAACAACAACUUGGUACAAUAACAGCAAAUAUUAUUGAUGAAAAUGGUGUUGAACAUACAGUUUUAUUAUCAACUGAAGAAGCACAACAAUUACUUGGUUCACAGGGUGCUAUUAUUGUUGAUAGUGAUGGUCAACCAAUAUCAAUUCAACAAGCACAGCCUCAAACAUUUGUUUCACCAUUUGCACUUGAUCAAGCUCAAUUACAAGCAUUACUUGUUCAAGCUGGUAUUGAUCCAAAUACACCAUUAACUAUUGAACAAGUUGAUCCAAAUCAACAGCAACAACAACAAAUAGCAACAUUAUGUACAUCACCGGGUGGUACACAAUAUACUGUUUUUACACAAGGUUCAACCCAACAACAAUUUAUUUUACAAACAACAAAUGAACCAACAUUAUCUUCAUUACCAAUUCAAACUCAAACAAUAAUACCAAAAGAAGAUAUAACAACAACAACAAUGUCAUCAUCAUCACCACCAACAAAACGUCGUGCAUUUGCUGUUAAAUCAACAAUGCGUUCAGAAACAUUUGAUGAUUUAAAUGAAAGACCUCGACGUAAAAUAUUUGCUACAAAAUCAACAGUUACAUCAAUGAAUGAUGAAAUUCAUGAUGAUGAAGAAGGUUUUAUUGGUACACGAGCAUAUCAUCGAAAUACGAGUCGAAAAUAA
This is a messenger RNA of Rotaria sp. Silwood2, 1518 nucleotides long. NCBI's taxonomy places the organism in Eukaryota, Metazoa, Rotifera, Eurotatoria, Philodinida, Philodinidae. The record is from the annotation of a GenBank genome assembly.